AUGGAGGAAAUUCAAGAGAAUCAUGAUAAAACUAAUACUAACAUUUAGCUUGAAUAAUUGAUUUUUUAAUAGAAGAGAGAAAAACUUAAGUUAUUAAACAAAAUAAAGUUAAUUGGAAAAAUAGUAGAGGUACAAUAUUUAUAUAAUAAUAAGAAUGUUAAAUUCUUAGGUAGAAUAAUAUAGAAGAGAAACUGA
Paramecium primaurelia is the source of this 195-nucleotide messenger RNA. The record is from the annotation of a GenBank genome assembly. Lineage: Eukaryota; Ciliophora; Oligohymenophorea; Peniculida; Parameciidae.